Molecule: messenger RNA, 674 nt
Organism: Meloidogyne enterolobii
Lineage: Eukaryota; Metazoa; Nematoda; Chromadorea; Rhabditida; Meloidogynidae
Source: the annotation of a GenBank genome assembly
UUAUAAUUAAAUUGCGUAAUGAUGCCCUAGCAAUACGCAAACACUCUGAAGGGCAUAUGCAUGCACCUAGUCCGUCCGUGUCUUCUGCAAGACUACACAAAGUUACUAAAAGAAUUGUUGCUGUUAUUCUAUUUUAUUUUUUCUGUUGGACACCUUACUGGCUUUUAAAUAUAAUGUCUCAAUUUGGCUUGAUUGUUGUCAGUUGGUCAACCCUAACUCUAAGCUCUGUUUUCUUUGCUGCCCAUUUUCUCGUUUGCUUCAACUCCGCUGCUAAUCCUGUUUUAUAUGCUUUAAUUAAUCGAGAAUUGAGACAACAACAUGCCCAAGCAUUUCAGAAAAGGAGGAGAUCAUUACACUUAAUAACAACAAAUAAUACAACCGCAAUGACUGAUAAAGAUCUAAAUUCCCCAACUAUUGCCAAACUAAAAGAACAUCGGUUAGCAUCGCUAGGUUGCACAGAUGAUAGCCGUCUUAUGCUUUUGGGUAAUGGACUAAUUAAUGGGCAACACUUAGAAAAUGGACAACAGCUUGAAAAGAGGUCGAGAAAUAAUUUUAAAAAAAUCGAAAAAUUUUUUUUCAAGAUCAAGCUCAUUUUCCCAUUCAACACCCCCCAUGUUUGCCGGCUUAACCAGCAGAUUCUCCCAACUUCGUUUACUUUCCCAUUUUGGAAGUAG